Messenger RNA from Aedes aegypti (yellow fever mosquito), 4279 nucleotides. RefSeq lists its product as uncharacterized. Bases 1261 to 3717 code for a protein of 818 amino acids. The record is from RefSeq and is a predicted model, not a curated record. The transcript has 8 exons. NCBI's taxonomy places the organism in Eukaryota, Metazoa, Arthropoda, Insecta, Diptera, Culicidae.
GAUGUUACCCGCGCGAAGAUGCUGUGGAUACUCCUGGACCAAAAACCGUUUGCAUUUCAGUUAUCAGUCUAAGGUCGUGAGAGUCGGUCGAAAAGUAGCUUUUAUCUAGUAGCAGAUGCUGUCGGCCCGCAUUCGACCCAAUAGAGGAAUACAGGUGUUGCUUCCAUUUUAGUGGUAAAGCAUUUCUGGUGUGAUUAAGUGAUUGGAUGUAAGCAUCCGUUCAAUACGUGUCGUUGAUCGCUGAUAGGAAAUCGGGAGCGGAAAAUCAAUUGAUUCCGGGUUGGGCUGGGAAAUACAAAGGGCAGCUGGCUCAUCGAGAUAACUCCUGGAAGGCAAUGAAAGUGAAAUUGUUAUCAAUGAUGUUUGUUUUUAUACAUUUCCCAGGGGCAAUCUUGAAUGAAAAAUUACCUGUUGAGUGAUACAAUCGGUCCAGUUCAAACAGGAAAGUGUUUUUCAAAAGCAUCCUGAGUGGGCGAAUCGCAAAAAGUGAAAAUCGUUGAAGAGUGAAAUUCGGAGGCCUAAGAGCCGACAACAAUGAAGCAACAGUUUAUUUUAUGGCCCGGGAGCUCCAUGAAGUGAGCAGUGCGAAGUGAAGAAGGGUGCAAAGUUCGUCGUCGUAUGAUGAGCCAUGCUUCUCCAUUGCUAGUAAUAAGGGAUAGUCUCGCAAUUAGGAGAAUAAAAUAACAUCUUUAUUACACUGGUUACCUACCGAAUGAGAAUGGGAAAAUGAGAAAAGAGCUUUCAGUAAGUGAAAGAUAAAAGUGAACCACCAUCUGACUGCUAUGCGUUGACAUGGCUGUUGGUGUGCCGAGAAGAUAACUUGUGAGGCGUAGAAACCUAAGCUGAAAGCGAGGUGGUUUUGUUUUAUUUCGGGGUUGAUGCUUGAUACAUCUAUCCACACAAAAUCUUAGAAGAAGAGAGAACGGUGGUGCUGAGAUCAAACAGCAUAUAGAGCACAAACGUGGGAUGUACGAAUGAAAAUUAAAAUGAGGUGUAAUUACCGGCUGAGUCAGGAAUAGAUGUUCGGAAUUGUCAAAAGGAUUAUCAACGGGGGAAUGAGAAAACUAUCAUGUGUUCAUAAUUGAAAUAAGAGAUUCAGCAACCAUAGACUAGAGCUCCGCACUGUGGAGACAAUAUCCGUUUGGCUUUCAUUUCCGGGGCCGGUUCGUUGGGGAAGUUUUCGCAUGACACGCAUCCGGUGGCGCCGGUACCAUAGGAUAGAGUACAGCAGUUCGGAAUUGGCACGUGACUGGGUGGGCUAUGCAUGCCCGCGGAGGUUCACAAUGGCAGAGUCGAAGAAAACCCUCCCUCGGGCCGUUGCGGCGUGCCCAUCCUGCUUCCGGUGCGACUUGGAACGUGCAGGUCGUGCGAGGCAAGAUGACGUCCCGAUGCCUUUGGCACGCCUGUCGAGCUUUGGUCCUCGGCAUCGUACUCAUGCUGGUCGGCGGCGGAAUGGCCACAGUCGGAUAUUAUGCAAAUAACUUCCCAUCGCUUUCUGAUGUCAAGAGCAAUAGCACAUCGACAAUUCGUGUGAAGAACGAACAUCGAGGACUACAUUUAAACAACCUGUCUUACGUUGGGCCCAUCGUCAUGGGCGUCGGAGGAUUUAUAGUAGUCGCAUCCUGUGUGAUGACGUUCGAGGCCCGCGAUUCUGCUGCCAAAGUGGUUCCUGCGAGGUUCAAAUUGAGUAGCAAUAAUCGCAACGCCAGCCGUAAUACCGCUUCUCGACGUUCUACAAGUGUAGCAAAUGGACCAACCCAAGUACCGUCGCAAUCUGCCCGGUGGGAGCAACAUCUGGGGGUAUUCAGGACGUCCCCGGCAGUGGAGCAGGUUCCGGAUCGAAAAGCACUGACGGCUGCUUUGGUUCACUUUUCCAGAGCACUGGGAACCCCAAAAGCAUCGCAUCCAAGCUGUGAAAGUCGGCGGGUUUCCCGCAGUGGCUCCGUACCAAAUUUAUCCGUCGACAAGUUGCCCGUCCCGUCGGUCUCAGGCUCCCCGGCAGGUGUCCGGUCAACCGUUAAACACCACCGUGGAUCACGUGUCAGCAGCAUGGUGCAUCGGUCCACCCGGGAAACAAACAGCAGUUUGCUGCAUCCCGCCAUGCAGCACUAUCAUCGACAUGCACUGUCCGUUGAUGAACCGGAACCAUUCCCCAAAAACCUGAACCAAACGGGAUCACAUGGUUCGAUGCACUAUGGACAUCCAACUGACAUGCCAAUGGUGCACAAAAUGCGUGACCGAAACAAGCGCUCGGAUACCGCCCGGAAGCAUGUCCUGUCACGGCAGACAAAGAUAGAGAAGGAUGAACCGGCCUCCAGCCCCAAGCAUAAUCCCUUCGUCAACAGUCGACGCUCUUCAACCAUUUCGAAUGCCUCAUCCAAGCUGAAUAAGAGCAGCAGCAGACGUGCCUCAACUAUUUCCAAAACACCCAGCGUCGAUUCGAGGGGAGCGGCCUCGACGGUGGAAGUCAAUAGCCCGGAGCGGUCAUUGCUGGCGAUGACACCGCGAAAGGCAAAUACCAUGGCGCAGAUGUCCACCCCGUCCGUGGAGAAGGAGUGCCGGAGCCAACUAUCAAUUUGCUCCGAGCCAACAAAUGCUGCUCGCAAUCUGUCCUGUCAAUCGAGCUUAGAACCGUGUGUCCCUGAGGAGGACAGCCCCGAGCAGGAAGAACCAUCGCAAAGUUUAGAUAGGUCGCCUAUCUCUCACGGGCAUCAACAGGUCAGCGGUAACGCCCUAACUGGCAAAUCCUCUCUGCCGGCAAAGGAAGGAUCUCAAUCAGCCCAACUAGUUCGACCGGACUCAUUAGUUCUGGUGGGCAGAACCGCAACCACUGACGACGGUCAGCAACACCCACCGAACGAGAAGGCCAAUCGCUUUCUCUACCGUAGCAAUUCGACGAAAAGCUUCCGCAAACCGAAACCGAAAAUCAAAAGCAAAAAACUAAGCAACGAAUUUGAUCAGAUAUAUGUGAUUAGCAGCAGUAGCGGGGGAGGACUUGAGCACGGGAGCAUAGAGGGGGGAAUUGCUCCGGUCGGCUCGGCCAGCACCGGAAGUACUCGUUAUCCUAAUUUCCAUCAUACACGUGAUGAUGACUACUACGACUCGAUUGAAGUGAUACACGAAAGACGCAGUAAGAACUUCAGUAAAUUCAAUAGUGUUUGUGGAGACGAGACGCAUUCAGUGCGGAGUCAGGAUGGUGAAGAAAGUCUUGAGCCAUCCGGCUGUCAUCAGGAUAGAGAAAAUUUUCUCCCUGUAGGAGAAAGCUUAGGUUUGAACAAAUUUAGUGUAGUGGCCGACAUUUCACCUGCCAUGGCCAAUCACGAGGCAAGUCCGGAGAAGCAUUUAGCAGAACAGACUACGAAAAUGACUGCCAUUGUGGGUGGUGAUGGUCUUGAAGGUUGUGCUUUUGGCUCUACCGAUGCAGACGACGAUGACGAGGAAGACAACGAUGGGAAACAAACCGCAGAUCACAAUGGCUCUAUUCAACGGUAUGAUACGGUUAUCUAUAAUGCAGGCGCCGGUAGUGUUGAAAGUGAAGAAAAUGUUGUGACACCGGUGAACGACGUUGAUGACGGUGGGCGAAAGAUUGCCGCUGCUGAGGUCAGAGAUGUGGACCAGGGGGUGGGUAUUAGCUUGAGUGAAACACGUGAUGCAGCAUACAGUGAUGCUGAUAAAAGCGAAGUACAUGGUUCGCAGGACGAGAAGCAUCAUCAGUAGACCUGACUUGGUCGAAGAUGACGGUAAUAACGUGCUUUUAACCAGUAAACGUGUGCAUGAUAGAGUGAACGAGUUGAAUAUAAGUAUGUGCGAAAAAGGACGUAGAAGAUUGUUUGUUUAUUUAGAUCUUGGCAGAUUAUGACGUUCACGUGUCACCUUUGCCUGGUUUAAUUGCAUGAUUUCUUUCUAUUCAAUUGAGUUACUGAGGGAAGGAUCAUAACUAAUAUAUGGUAGAUUGCAUAUUGAUUUUUUUUGAAUUUUGGACCGCUCUAACAUAGGAUUUAACUUUUGUCUUUACUGAAGCCUUCAUUAUUUAGAUCACUUUUUUUAAAUUAACUUAAACAAUAUUAUAGCUAAACUUUGUUUUAGAUUUUAUUUAACAGCUUUUUUUCAAUUACUUUAAAGCGUCACAUUAUCAUUGCAACGAACUUAUUAUGUACAGCAUUUGAAAUCGGAAGGAUUCCUCUAUUCAGUGGUAAAAAUGCCAUCCAAACACAUAUAGGGUAGGUGAAUCAAUUAUGGACAUAAUGGGGCUCUAUUUCGACAUACGUAAUAAUUUUAU